AAUCAAGUUCAGUUGCGCCGCAUACGCGUCGCGGAAAUGUUUCGCUGCUGCCACCCUCCCAAUAUUACAGAUAUAUAUUUAUAUAUAUCGUCAGAAAUCGGGCAUAAAUAAAACCGACCGAAAUAAUCGAACGCGACGCCGCCGUCCUGCAUCCGAGUCCUUGUGUUGUUUUCCAAUAAAACUCGCUCCCGAAAUAAUCAGUAAAUAUUAAGGAGCCCGUGUCCUUUUGUUAAUUGACCGUUACCGUUUCCAGUUGGCGCCAUGAGGGAACCGCCCGUGGCGGUGGUGCUGGCCCUAUGGCUCCUUGGCUCGGCAAUGCCACCCGCCGCCUCUGGAUCGGCGGUGCUCAUCUCGGACAUGACCAUGACCGUAAUGGUGGAGCUGUCAUCACGGCAUCCCUUCUGCAAGAUGCACACAGACCGUGGGGAUAUCCAACGCAUGCUGCUCCAAUCCGAUCCACGACGCAUCCGCCAGGUGCCACGGGAAUCGGUGAUGGAGCUGGAGGAGGUGUGCCGCCGCCAGGGCUCCUAUGGCCACGAGUUUCGCGGCGGCCUGGGCUUCAUCUAUCCGGGAACAAAGUGGUGCGGCCCAGGUACGGCGGCCACCAGCUACGAUGACCUGGGGCCGCAUGCCCGGGAGGAUCGAUGCUGUCGGGAGCACGACAUGUGUCCGGAUGUGCUCAAUGUCGGCGAAUGCCGGCGGGGGCUGUGCAAUCGUGGUACCUUCACGAGGAGCCACUGUGACUGCGAUGCCCGAUUCCGGCGGUGUUUGCAGGCGGCCAACACGGAGACGGCAAACACUCUGGGAGCGAUCUUCUACAAUGUGGUCCAGGUGACAUGCUUCCAGGAGCGCAGUCCCUGCUCGGCGCACCAGAGAGCCGGAUAUAACCAAACGGAACAGGAGGCCAUCUGCGCUCAGUGGCAGUACCAGCCAUCGGAGAAGUAUGUGCCCAGUCAGCCGAGAACGUCCUCGUAAGGAGCGGAGCGAAUCAGCCCAGAUGGUGACGACGACAACAAAGAAACACCUUCAAUCUGAU
Molecule: messenger RNA, 1036 nt
Organism: Drosophila serrata
Lineage: Eukaryota; Metazoa; Arthropoda; Insecta; Diptera; Drosophilidae
Product: phospholipase A2 LaPLA2-1
Biological process (GO): phospholipid metabolic process; arachidonate secretion
Molecular function (GO): A2-type glycerophospholipase activity
Source: RefSeq, a predicted model, not a curated record